CUCCAGCUGCGUAAUGUGAUGGAUGGCAGCAAUCCCACGUCUCUCCCACGCCUUCGUUCCAAUGACUUCCUUACUCUCUCCUCCAAUACGUAAAUAUCUCUCUCUCUCUCUCUCUCUCUCUCCUUUCUCUUGAACUGUAAAUCAUUGCAGUUUUGAAAUCCCUAACCCCCAAACCUCUGAACAAAACAAGAGCAAAUGCCAAUCGCCUCGCCCUCUACUCCGACCUUCUCCCCUUCCUUCUGCCGUAUAACCCACUCCGACUCAACUCGGUUCGUCAAAACCUCUACCGUCCGAUUCCGCCCGACUCGCCAUCCAUCCCAUCGCCCACUCACCAUCUCCGCCCGUCUCAACUCGUCCACGACAUCCAACGGCUUCGUCUCCCCCGACAACAACAACAACGACGACGGCGAGCUCCAGCACGGGGUCUCGCUCUCGCGCCGCCACCGCCGCGGGGGCUCGCCGGUGUUCGUGACGCUGCCGGCCGACGCCGUGACGGGGUCCGGCCAGGUGCGACGGCGGAAGGCGAUGGCGCAGUCGUUCCGGGCGCUGGCGGCGGCCGGAGUGGACGGGGUGGUGAUGGAGGUGUGGUGGGGGGUCGUGGAGAGGGAGGGUCCUAGUGUUUACGAUUGGGGAGGCUAUGGUGAGAUCGUGGCGAUGGCCAGGCGGUGUGGGUUGAAGGUUCGAGCCGCCUUGGCGUUUCAUCAGUGCGGUACUGGGCCUGGCGAUCCCUUCUGGAUUCCACUUCCUCAAUGGGUGCUUGAAGAAAUGGAUAAAGAUCCAGAUAUAGCAUAUUCUGACAGAUUUGGAAGAAGAAAUACCGAAUAUGUUUCUCUAGGAUGCGACAUUCUUCCUGUUUUGCGUGGACGAUCCCCGAUCCAGGCAUAUGCGGAUUUUAUGCGGAACUUUAGAGACACUUUCAGACCUUUUCUUGGUGGCAUCAUAACAGAAAUUCAAGUUGGAAUGGGUCCGGCCGGAGAAUUAAGAUACCCUUCGUGCCCUAUUCAGAAGCUAACAUGGGCUUGGCGCUCUCGUGAGCUUGGAGAGUUUCAAUGCUAUGACAAGUACAUGCUUGCAUCUUUGAAUGCUUGUGCUCGAGAAACUGGAAUGAGAGAGUGGGAAAAUGGUGGUCCUAUUGGGGCUUCCAAUUUGAUGCAAGAUCCCGAGAGUACGGAGUUUUUCAAGACCGAUGGUUCAUGGAAUACACCAUAUGGUGAGUUCUUCCUUGGAUGGUACUCUGGGAUGUUGCUUCUCCAUGGGGAGAGGAUAUGCUCGGAAACAGAGACAAUAUUUCGGGGUACUGAAGUUAAUACAUCCGGAAAAGUUGCUGCAAUACACUGGCAUUAUGGCACUCAAUCUCAUCCAUCUGAGUUAACUGCUGGCUAUUACAAUACUUCAAACAGAGAUGGAUACCUACCGAUCGCCCGAAUGUUCGGUAGGUAUGGGUUUAACUUGUGCUGUACAUCUUUUGAAAAGCAAGAUGCAGAUGAGAAGCAGAUGAACCCUCUUAGUAGUCCAGAAGGUUUUCUUAGGCAACUACUUCUGGCUGCUAGGAAUUGUGAUGUUCCCAUGGAGGGUGAAAAUUCUGCAGCUACUUUAGACGAUGGAUCUUUUCAACAAGUGGUAAAGAUGUCGAAGUUCUACUCAGAUGGUCUAAAAACACCGUCUUUUUCAUUCAAUUUUGUCAGGAUGGACAAAAACCUGUUCGAGUAUCGCAAUUGGGUUAGUUUUACUCGUUUUGUGAGGCAAAUGUCUGAUGCCGAUAUUUUUCGAGCCUACUUAGACUUUGGAGGAGGUGAUACAGGCCUUUCUUCUAGAUGGGCUGUUGAUUGUUGUGCAGUUCUUGCAUACUAGAUGGUGCUCCAUGUUACCUGCACAUCCAUGGUACUCAUGCUUCGGCGGCAUCGUUUAUUUUGUAUAAUUGAUAUGUGAUGACUUGUAAUCAUCUGUUGUGAAGUGAUUAGUAAUUCUGCGAUUUUUCAGAGAUUUUUUUUUUUUGGGUCUAUUUUUGGAAUAUUAUUCUGAUGUAUUAUAGACAUUGCCUUCCUCAUUUUUUUUGAAUAUGGGAUGGCUUUGGAUCUGUAUAUCCCACUUGAAUGAUGACUGGUUGGGGUUUUUAA
Molecule: messenger RNA, 2117 nt
Organism: Rhododendron vialii
Lineage: Eukaryota; Viridiplantae; Streptophyta; Magnoliopsida; Ericales; Ericaceae
Product: beta-amylase 3, chloroplastic-like
Exons: 4
Coding region: 196-1851 (551 amino acids)
Biological process (GO): polysaccharide catabolic process
Molecular function (GO): beta-amylase activity
Source: RefSeq, a predicted model, not a curated record